CUGGCACAGACUCUGGUCUCAGCUCCUUCCAUUCGGCCUAUUAUUCUAGCCUCCUCCUCUCUUCCUCAAGAGCGCUUCUCACGCUUGGGUGCUAGAGGACCCUGCGAAUUGACCACAGCCUCACAGCGGGGAUUGAGGGACCCGAGUAAUUACAGAAAAUUCAAGGCACCUUACUGGAACCACCAAAACGUUGUGGGAGACCCUGAGGGAUCACAGGAGUCCUGAGGAAUUUCUGAACACCGUGGUUCAUGGGAGCAUCAUCAGGAUUUUAAGAGGCCCUGAGGAUUAUGGGAGCCCCACGGGACAUUCUGAGAGGGCCAAGAUGGAUUCGAAACUGCUGGUGCCGGAGCUAAAUGAGGCAGAGGCAAUGGGCACCGAGACGGCGCGUUUCGAGGAGCUGCUGCUGCAGGCCUCCAAGGAGCUCCACCAAGCCCAGACAAGCAGACCAGAAUCAACACAGAUCCAACCGCAACCUGGCUUCUGCAUAAAGACCAAGUCAUCCCAAGGGAAGGUUUUCAUCAACAUCUGUCACUCUCCCUCCAUCCCUCCUCCGGCUGAUGUGAUGGAGGAUGAGCUCCUUCAAAUGCUGGAGGAGGACCAAGCCGGCUUCCGCAUCCCCAUGAGUCUGGGAGAGCCUCACGCCGAGCUGGAUGCAAAAGGCCAGGGCUGUACCGCCUACGACAUAGCUGUCAACAGCGACUUCUACCGGAGGAUGCAGAACAGCGAAUUCCUGCGAGAACUCUUGAUCACCAUCGCCAGGGAGGGCCUGGAGGACAAAUACAGCUUGCAACUGGAUCCAGAGUGGCGCUUGUUGAAGAACCGGGCUUUCUUGGGCUCCAUCUCCCAGCAAAACAUACGCUCCCAGCAACGGCCUCGGAUCCAGGAGCUGGGGAACCUGUACACCGCCGAUUCCUUGAGACCUAAGGAAGGCCCUGAGAGGCCUCACCUGAACCUUUGGCUGGAAGCCCCUGACCUCCUCUUGGCGGAAAUCGACCUCCCCAAACUGGAUGGAGCCCUAGGGCUGUCGCUGGAGAUCGGGGAGAACCGCCUGGUGAUGGGGGACCCCCAGCAGCUGUACCAUCUGGAUGCCUACAUCCCCCUGCGGAUCAGCUCUGAUGAGAGCAAGGCGGCCUUCCAUCGGAAGAGAAGGCAACUGAUGGUGGCAAUGCCUCUUCUCUCCGUGCCUUCUUGACCUGCUAUCUCCCUGUGUUUCCAAGAGGAGAGAAGAUGGUGGAAGCUUCUCUAAAAUGGAAAUAAAAGAUUUUUGGCUCUGGCUGCUGUGGCUCAGUGGAUUGAGUGCCGGCCUGUGAACUGAAAGGUCAUGGGUUCGAUUCCCCAUCAGGGCACAAGCCUAGGUUGCAGGCCACGUCCUCAGGAGGGAGCGCUCAAGAAGCGACCACACGUUGAUGUUUUUCUCUCUCUCCUUUUCCCUUUGUCUAAAAAUAAAUCAAUAAACUCUUAAAAAA
Messenger RNA from Phyllostomus hastatus (greater spear-nosed bat), 1466 nucleotides. RefSeq names its product PIH1 domain containing 1 (gene PIH1D1). The record is from RefSeq and is a predicted model, not a curated record. Bases 323 to 1192 code for a protein of 289 amino acids. Gene Ontology annotation, biological process: box C/D snoRNP assembly; rRNA processing. Gene Ontology annotation, cellular component: R2TP complex; ribonucleoprotein complex; cytoplasm. The transcript has 10 exons. Lineage: Eukaryota; Metazoa; Chordata; Mammalia; Chiroptera; Phyllostomidae.